GGAACGUUACGAAUCCUGUCCGUGACGAGUCAAAGCGCUGUCUGCGAAAAGCAAUACGAUGAUGUUGGGUAUCUCAAAGAGAGCGAUCUGCGCCAGUUCAUCGAUACGAAUGAGGGCAAACUCACGGCGGCGGAUCUAGAGAGGAAACUGGAGAGGAAACUGAGGAUUCGGCAAAAGGGAGAUGGAGUGUUCUACAAGACAGGAGAUGACGAAAUCCGCCUAGCAACCGUUGCGGGACGUCGUUGGUACUGUUCUACUUCAGGUCGGCACAUUGCGAUCCAGGUAGAAGCAAAACUGUACUUUUACGAGCUCUUGCAGUAGUGUGAUUGUGAGUGUGUGAAUAACCACUGGGCAAAAGCGGAUGUCCCGGCGAGGACAGGGGGGGUUGUACCCACGGUAUAUGUAGUAAGGGAUGAUGUGCCAGGAGAAAUUUGUAUGUAUUCGAUGUUGUUUCUAGUUACCCGACGCCUCGAUGCCCCUCUCCGCAAAAAAAGUAGCCGGCACAUCUUUUCUAUGUGUCGCGCGCAGUUGCGUCAGUGUGCGGGGAAUAGUGUCGUCCAACGUAGAGACUGCGCGUAGCGAGACCAGCAAACAAAACUGGAGGCGGAACAGGCACAUACGAUAUCAGUCGUUGUAGUAUGAAGUUCAAGAUAUGCACGGCGGAUUUGCGGUGGUUUUCGCUUUGUCAGGUAUUAGAAACCUUGACGACGGUGUUAGCGUUGAGGUUGACGGCAUGUGUAGCGUCGAAGACGGGCGGUCGUCGGGAGGCUGUGGCUUGUUGGUAGUGGUGGGGGGUGCAUGAUGGAGCAUGAAGAGGUUGUGUGAAAUGGAGGUUUUGGGUUGUUUGGACGCAACUGCCCGUGCACGGACACUCUCACAUUAAUGUGUAUUAAUGUGUAAGUGUGUUGAGUGUCCCUGUUCCAACCAUCUCUUAAGAGAUGGUUGGAAACAGGGAGGAAGAAGACAGGGGUACGGGAUACCGCCGUGGCUAUCCGAUCAGCACUUGUUUGUGGUUACACCGUCAAGUAGACCGAGGCCAGGCACUCUUCCUUGUGCUCGGUGGGAUGGCCAGAGACGACAUUGUUUCCUGCCGCGGCCAUUCUUGCUCGCCGGACAUUCUCACUCACCGGAGGUACGACAGUCAGAAACACGUUGCAACCUGAAUGUGAUAUAUACAUGUAUAGUGAAGUCCCUUCUGCAAUACAUUUCACAUACUUGUACGUGUACAAAAAAUGGCGGGAGAACGAGAGAACGAGUGUGUGUUUUGUUCACCGUCGAGGGCUUGGAUGACGUUCCCUUCAGUGAGGAUGAGGGUGUCGUCGGCGGAGGCGAUCGGGAUAGAAAGGGGGGGAAACGAGAGGGCGGCGAUGGGAACGGCGGUGCACCGGGAGGGGCGAGUCUAAUGGCCAUUUCUGAGUUGUGAGUUGCUGCAUUUUUCUUUGCUCAAGACCUUGUUUCAAUUAAAAAAGCGUUUAUAUAA
Molecule: messenger RNA, 1480 nt
Organism: Chondrus crispus (carragheen)
Lineage: Eukaryota; Rhodophyta; Florideophyceae; Gigartinales; Gigartinaceae
Exons: 3
Coding region: 893-1423 (176 amino acids)
Source: RefSeq, a predicted model, not a curated record